Messenger RNA from Trichogramma pretiosum, 1313 nucleotides. RefSeq names its product ankyrin-1-like. The transcript is spliced from 2 exons. Bases 198 to 1313 code for a protein of 371 amino acids. NCBI's taxonomy places the organism in Eukaryota, Metazoa, Arthropoda, Insecta, Hymenoptera, Trichogrammatidae. The record is from RefSeq and is a predicted model, not a curated record. Gene Ontology annotation, molecular function: protein binding.
UUUGGCUUGGCGAAGAUAUUUUUUGAGCUCAACGAAGAAGUCAAUCAGCUGGUGCACGUCGACGCUCAAGACCAUUUGGGCCGGACAGCAUUACACUAUGUUCUAACCGAUGACUGUGAAACAAAGAUUGUUCGAGUGCUAAUUAAAAAUGGCGUAAUCCGAAUUUACCUGACGUGGAGGGAUUAACUCCUUUACAUAUGAUUUGUCAAAGAAAGUACGAUGAUGACUUGAAUGAGCUAUUCUUCCUGCUAAACGAUCGCAAGGAUCAAACAGUGCAGGUCAAUGCUCGAGACAAAUUAGGUCGGACACCGCUACACUUGGCUCUGAUCCGAAACCACGAGAAACUGGCCGAAUCGCUGCUGAUAAGAGACGCAGAUCCAAAUGUUGCCGAUGAAGAGGGAUUGACUCCUCUGCACAUUAUGAGUAAGGAUAAGCGCUUGUUCAACUUCGCAACAUUAUUCUUCGAGAUCAUGGACGAAAAUUUUAAGCAAGUACAGGUCGACGCCCAAGACAAGUUAGGUAACACUCCGUGUCACUUGGCUCUGUCCUGUGACAACACAAACUUUGCCAGAUGGUUGAUCGAAAGUGUCAAACCAAAUUUAGCUAAUCUGGAGGGGUUAACUCUUCUACACUUAAUGUGCAAGAGAAAUUACAAUCGCGACAUGGUAAAUCGAUUUUUCAAGAGCAACGACUACAGAAAUCAGCCGGUAGAGAUCAAUGCCCGAGACAACUUGGGCUGGACACCGCUUCAUUGGGCGGUGGCAAAUCUUUUGCCGUCUGCAGUUGAUACACUCUUGUAUCAUGGUGCCGAUCUCUCUAGCUUCAUUUUUCCCACUAUGGCUCACACCGGCGAGGAUUUUGCACGAUCGUUGUUUAACGCUCUGGACAUAGUCAAUAUACUUGAGGAAGGAGGAUACGGAUUGGAACGACGUGACGCCCGAACAAUCAUGCCAUUUUUCGCCAAGUUCGCAUAUUUCGAGAUGUCGGCAGAUCUUGACAAAUGUUUGCGUACCGACAGAUGUACCCCGGUUCAAAUGAAAGAUAUUAUAAUGAUAAAUAAGAAUCUCAAUUACGACCUGUCGCUCUUGGACUUGAUCCGUUUAGAUCCCAAUGAGGCAGCGAAAAAAAUCACAUGUCCGGAUCACGUGCCGUUCAAGAAAAUGCAACGUUUUCGCAGAUGGGUACUAGAUUCUUUCUUGGAGUUGACAUCGUACCAACUGCCGAUUCUCUGCUGUGAUUUGAUCAUCGAGCAGCUGAUGAACGAUGAUUUGUGGCGCAUUUACUUGGCGACAAGAGGCCAACGCUCGCAAUGA